AUGUCUUAUAGUAGCGGAUAUGGCCGUGGUCAAGAUGAUGCUGGCGGCAGUUCAACAUCAAUGAAGGUCGAUUCAUCAUGCGUUGGAAAAAUUAUCGGUCGUGGUGGAACCAAGAUCCGAGAGCUGGAACAGACCUGCCGUGCUCGAAUUAAAAUUUCACGAGAUGCAGAUGAGGAUGGCAUGAAGUGUGUGGAAAUCUGUGGCUCGGACAGUGAGAUUGAGAAAGCCAAACGGAUGAUUGAAGAGUGUCUUGCCGAAGGUCGUGGGGGCAGCAGAAUCCGAGACAUGGAAGCUGACAGUGGCUGCAGGAUAAAGGUGUCUCGAGAUGGGGACUCACGAGGACGCAGCUCUGUAGAGCUCUCGGGCAGCAAGGGUGCCAUCACAGAAGCCAAGAGACUUAUUCAAGAAGCUGGAGUGGAGAUCGUCAACGGAGAUGACCGUGGACGUGGGUGGUGA
Candidula unifasciata is the source of this 456-nucleotide messenger RNA. Lineage: Eukaryota; Metazoa; Mollusca; Gastropoda; Stylommatophora; Geomitridae. The record is from the annotation of a GenBank genome assembly.